CGAGGUGUCGAUUCUUCUGGGGAGGUUUCGCCGUGGCGUCGCGGGAGAGGGUGAUAUACACACAUCGGUCGUCUGCCAGCUAGAAUGGACGCAACUGCUGAGGACAGCUCGGAGGGCGCGAGGCCAAGCGACCAGCCCGGUGGCCGACCAGCUGGCAUAGAAGGCGUCCGUGAGCACAUUGUCCAGAACAAGGUGUCGUUCGCCCUGUUCUGCACCCGCCUUGCACAGGUGCUCUUCGCCAUCGGCUACCUGCUGCCCAUCUUCGGGUCAGCGGCAAACGCCUACAGCAAGGCGCUGGUGGCCACCGUGGCUACGUCAGCUCUGCGGCUGCACCAGCGCGUGCCUCAGCUGCAAAUGAGCCGCCAGUUCCUUGCCACGCUGAUGGCCGAGGACGCCUGCCACUAUCUGCUCUUCGCGCUGGUGUUCCUGUAUGGCGCGCCCAUGACCAUGGUGCUGGUGCCGCCCACACUGUUCGCGGUGCUGCACUCGGCCAGCUACGGCUUGCGUCUCCUGGAUCUGGCCGGCCAGAACAACUCGCUCGGGGCGCGCUACCUGAUCUCGCUGGUGGAGCUGCAGUCGCAGAACAUCCUGCGCGCCGUGGCACUCUCCGAGAUCGUCCUCAUGCCGUACACCGUCUUCAUGCUGUUCACGGGCCGCGGCAGUCUGCUGGUGCCCUUCUUGUACUACCGGUUCCUGUCGCUGCGCUACUCGUCCCACCGCAAUCCGUACUCGCGCAACAUGUUCCACGAGCUGCGCCGGCUGGCCGAGGCACAGGCCGCUAGUCCCGGCUGUCCGGCCUUCCUGGCCACACUCAUACGGCGCGGCGUGGGGCUCGUGGUCUCGCUCAGCCCGCCCGCCGUGGCAGCCCAUUGAGAUACAGCCUGCGCGCGCUGCCGCCGUGUGGCGCUGGUCGGAGGCUGCGGUGGCGACGUAGGCCGCCUAGGCCGCCGGUGAUGCCAGUGGGAACCAACGGUUCCGAACACACCUGCGGCUGCAGAAAGGCACAGGGCAAGCUGCAAGUGUAUGCGACGAGUCAUGAUCGAACAUCGAGGGCGGGUCGACGUGGUGUGUCGCCGGUCGUGGACGGUCACCUCAAGUCCCUGUCGCCCAACAGGCCAUCUUAGCACGCACCCCGCGUGGUCAGCACUACAUCCCAGGCAUACCUGCACUGGCCGGCGUGGUGGGUCUGACAGCGCAGUCUCCGCUAAUACAAUGUGUAUUUGGUGAUCACGUCCGUUGCAGGGGCCCGGAAUUAUCCCAUACACGUUUGUUUUGGCCCGUGGACACUACACUUCCGGCAUGGAGAUUUUUUCAGACCUGUUCGUGCAUUUGCACCGGGGAUUUCAAUCGUCCUAAGAGAGUCUAAGCGUCCGUUCUGCUGUCGUCCGUCUCGCGAGAUUGUGCUGCAGUAUGGAGCGCUGCUGUCAUGUAUUCCAGGUGAGCGAUUUGAUGUCCCAACCCCCGACCGCGAUUUGGUCCGUCCGGAAUGCGUUAUGCUUCCGCUGAAUGAACAGACAGCAGCCAAUAAUGAUGACUUUCGGGUCAGGUGAGAUCGGGUUGAUGUACUCAAUCAUGUAAUGGUAUAACAAAGCUGGCGGCUUUUGUAGAACGAACAUUCAAUGUGUGGAGCUUGGCCAAUGUUGUGAUGUCUAGCGAUUGAAUAAAUAGCAAAUCCAUA
Molecule: messenger RNA, 1678 nt
Organism: Pollicipes pollicipes
Lineage: Eukaryota; Metazoa; Arthropoda; Thecostraca; Pollicipedomorpha; Pollicipedidae
Product: Krueppel homolog 2
Exons: 5
Coding region: 85-873 (262 amino acids)
Biological process (GO): endoplasmic reticulum tubular network organization; membrane organization
Cellular component (GO): membrane; endoplasmic reticulum
Source: RefSeq, a predicted model, not a curated record